AGAGGCAUACACUUGCAUGCUACCCACAGCACACCACACAGUUCCCGUCUGUUGUAACCGAUCUGGCCUCUGCUCCGGUGUCUGGUCCGGUCACCUUUCCCGGCGGUGUGGUGGUGGUGGCGAAACCAAAAGCCGCGCGCCGUACCUGAAACGAUUCCCCCUCCCUCCCUUCCCUCGCUUUCUCCCUCUUCUUUCUUGCAUCAUCUUCCCUCCCUCCCAUGGACAAUCCCUGCCCACUCGCCCUCUCCUUCCUCCCUCUCUCACGGCUAUAAAGCCCGCCUGACACCGACCCAACCUGCUCGCCCGCCCGCUCGCCGCAUAUCUUCCUCUCCACCGGCUCGAUCGCCUGCCUGCGCGCGUUGGUGGCGGAGCGAUGGGAGGGGGGAGCGGCGGCGGCGGGGUGUGGCCGGUGGUGGUGAUGGUGUUCCUCAACGCGAUCGCGGCGGUCAUGGUGUCGCUCGUCAAGGUGGCCAUGAACGGCGGGCUGGACCCGCUGGUGCUCGUGACGCUGCAGCAGCUCACGGCCGCCAUCUUCCUCGGCCCCAUCGCCUACUUCCGGGAGGGCAAGGCGCGGCCGAGGAUGACGCUGGAGAUCUUCGCCUACCUCUUCGCCAGCGCGGCGCUGGGGGCGGCGCUGCGGCAGUACAUGAUCUUCGUGGCGCUGCGCUACACCACGGCCACCUUCGUCACGGCCUUCUCCAACGUGGCGCCGGUCCUCACCUUCCUCCUCGCCGCCGCCACGCGGUCCGAGUCCCUGAAGCUCAGGACCGCCACGGGCGUCGCCAAGCUCGCGGGCACGCUGGUGUCGCUCGCGGGCGCCAUGGUGCUCACCUUCUACCGCGGCGUGCCCCUCACCCACGCCCACCACGGCCAGCUGCACUACUCCGCGCCGUCGCCGGUGGGCGCCGACCCUGCCGCCGGCAAGAGGUGGACGCUGGGCACGGUGGCGAUCCUGGGCAACUGCGUGUGCCUCUCCUGCUGGUUCCUGCUGCACGGCCGGCUCGCCCGCAAGUACCCCUACGUCUACUCCUGCAACGCCUUCAUGUCCACCUUCAGCUUCCUCCAGGUGGCCGCCGUCGGGCUCUGCGCCCACCGCAGCCUCGGCCUCGCCGCCUGGCUCGUCACCUCCAAGUUCCAGAUCCUCACCAUCCUCUACGCCGGCGUGGUGGGGUGCGGGGUGUCGUUCGUGCUGCUGACGUGGUGCAUCGAGAAGCGGGGGCCGGUGUUCGUGGCGGCCUUCAUCCCGGUGGUGCAGAUCAUCGUCUCCGUCAUGGACUUCACCGUGCUGCACGAGACGCUCUACCUCGGAAGUGUGCUGGGAUCGGUGUUGGUGAUAGGUGGGCUGUACCUGCUGCUGUGGGGCAAGAGGCAGGAGGCCCUGCAGCAGCCUCCAAAAAUUGCAGAGGAUGACAGAGAGCAGCAACAGCAGCAAGCAGUGCAGCACCAGCAGCAACAGCAACAACAGGUGCAAGUCCAGAUGCAGCCCUGACUGAAGAUUGGGAAAACAGAGGAGCCCCCCAUCAAUUGGGUGGGUGUUAACAAGUGCAGCAAAUAAGUUCUCCAACACUUUUCAGUUUUUUUUCCCCAUGUUCUUGUGAGACCGCCAUUAAUGGUGUAAAUUAAGCUUCAGGGCACUGUCAGUCAUGUCGUGAAGCUGUUUAGGUUCUGAUCCAGACAACACUCGGUAGGAUAAUGAUCUGAAGAUUCUAAACCAAAACUAAUAGACAUUCAGAGAAAAUAUGUAUACUAGAUGUCGCCACGUUUUGUAUGUUUUAUGUUUUUCAAGAAGUGUAUUUUUUU
Molecule: messenger RNA, 1800 nt
Organism: Triticum dicoccoides
Lineage: Eukaryota; Viridiplantae; Streptophyta; Magnoliopsida; Poales; Poaceae
Product: WAT1-related protein At3g30340-like
Exons: 3
Coding region: 374-1489 (371 amino acids)
Cellular component (GO): membrane
Molecular function (GO): transmembrane transporter activity
Source: RefSeq, a predicted model, not a curated record